CACAGAAUCAUGGAGAGAGACAGAAAAGGCCCUUUUUCACACACACACACACACACACACACACACACACGCGGGCGCGCACUCACUCACUCUCUUGCACACAUCUUCUGUUGAAGCGCUCACAAGCGCGAAGUCACUGACCAAGUGCGGAUGAAAAUGAGUGGGACACUCGUGUUUGAGUAAACGCGUGUUUUUGAGUUCGACUGUAAACUCUGAACUGAUCACCAUGGGAGCUGUUUGGACUGCACGGCUCUUCUGUUUGUUUUUGCUCUUGUUAAAUACUCGCCAAAGCGCCGCACUUCCUCACAACACUGAUUCAGAUCAGUGUGAAGAGGGAAGCGAUGGCUGUCACAUUGAUGCUAUUUGUCAGAAUACCCCAACUUCAUACAAGUGCACUUGUAAAACAGGCUUUAAAGGGGACGGGAAACACUGUGAAGACAUUGAUGAAUGUGAUCUGGAAUACAAUGGUGGCUGUGUACACGAAUGUUACAACAUACCCGGCAAUUACCGCUGUACUUGCCUUGAUGGGUUUCAUUUGGCACAUGAUGGACUCAACUGUCUCGAUGUGGACGAAUGUUUCUUCAACAAUGGUGGCUGUCAGCAUGUAUGUGUCAACACAAUGGGAAGCUAUGAGUGCCGCUGCAAGGAAGGAUUUUUCCUGAGUGACAAUCAACACACAUGCAUCCAUCGCUCCGUGGAAGGCAUGAGCUGCAUGAAUAAAGAACACGGCUGUGCUCAGAUCUGUAAGGAAACACCCAAAGGUGGCGUCGCCUGUGAAUGCCGGCCGGGCUUUGAACUGGCUAAGAACCAGCGAGGCUGCAUCCUGACCUGUAACCAUGGCAAUGGGGGCUGCCAGCACAUCUGUGAGGACACAGAGCAGGGGCCCAUCUGCAGGUGUCACGUCAGGUACACGCUACACGCAGAUGGCAGAACCUGUGUAGAAAGGGAUGAAAUGACUCCCACCACCCCUGAUCACAAUGCCACCUCCUUGGCCGAGGUUGACAAACGAGUCAAGCGUCGACUUCUCAUGGAGACGUGUGCAGUGAAUAAUGGAGGCUGUGACAGCACCUGUAAGGACACAUCCACAGGUGUUCGCUGCAGCUGCCCAGUGGGAUUUACUCUUCAACCUGAUGCCAAAUCCUGCAAAGACAUUGAUGAGUGUGAACUCCAUAACGGCGGCUGUGAACACUACUGCAGGAACACCAUUGGCAGCUUUGAAUGUAGCUGCCGAAAGGGCUUCAAGCUGCUGAUGGACGAGCGUUCAUGCCAGGAUAUCGACGAGUGCUUUUUUGAGAGGACGUGCGACCACACUUGUUUAAACUCGCCUGGUAGCUUCCUGUGUGUUUGCAACAAGGGCUACACUCUCUAUGGGCUUGCCCAUUGUGGAGACAUAAACGAAUGUAGUUUGAACAAUGGAGGAUGUGAGCACACCUGUGAGAACACCAUGGGAAGCUUUGAGUGCCACUGUCAUGCUGGUUACAAGCUGCACUGGAACAAGAAAGACUGUAUCGAAGCAGAGGACUCUCCACUAGUGCCGCCGCCUGCCAGGCCCACUCUCAACUGCAAUAAGCAGGGAGGGGGUGAGCUCUGCUACCUGACCUGCCAGUCCCAGGUUCAUAUCAGCAGUGGAGCUGAAGAUUCAUACACGGUGACCUGUGGCAUGCCACUGCCUUGCCACGCAGGAGGACAGCGGAACAGGAACGGGUCAUAUUGCCCAGGUUCAGGAAUCAAAACCAUUGCUACAUUUAAAUCUGGACAGGGGAAGUGCAAUCUGAAGCGGAGUCAGGAAAAUCUUGCACAGAGCUUCAAAACCGCCCUGUCAGAUAAAAGAGCCACCGAGAAUGUCCAGUUCAGCUUUGUUAGCCUGCACUGUGCCUCUUCAAGCAGACAGCAACGUAGUCGCCAUGGACGGAAGGCUGGCGAGGAGGAAGGGUCCUCCAUUACUGCCCAGUUUGAGCUGGCUGUGAACCUGGAGGAGGUAACAGCAGAGGGCUGUGACCUGGCAUGUGUUCGGCGGCGCUCAGAGAAGCGGCUUAGGAAGACUAUCCGCACUCUUCGAAAGUCCAUUAACCGGGAGCAGUUUCACCUGCACUUUGCUGGAUCGGAGUACGAGCUGGCCAAGAAACUUGUCCGACCCGCUGACCCUCCAGAUCACUGCGGCACCGGACAGGUUCUGCUGGACAAGAAAUGUGUCAAAUGUGCCGUUGGCACGUACUAUGAUGGAGAGCAGGGGAGGUGCUUUCUUUGCCCACCUGGGACGUACCAAGAUGAAGAGGGGCAGGUGUCAUGCGACGUGUGCCCAGGACCCGAGGGCAGGGGAAUCCCGAGAACCGCGGGAGCACGCAACAUCUCGGAGUGUGGAGGUCAGUGCCGUCCUGGUCAGUUCUCACAUGAUGGCUUUGUGCCCUGUCUACCUUGUCCACAAGGCACCUAUCAGCCUGAGGUCGGUCGCACAUCCUGUUUCUCAUGUGGAGGAAGCCUCACAACCAAAUAUGAUGGUGCUGUGUCCUUCCAGGACUGUGAGACUAAAGUUCAGUGCUCCCCAGGGCAUUACUACAAUACCAGCACCCACCGUUGUAUCCGUUGCCCCAUUGGAACCUAUCAGAUGGAGUUUGGCCAAAACUACUGCAUUGCCUGCCCUGGAAACACUACCACUGACUUUGAUGGAUCCACAAACAUUAUGCAGUGCAAAAACAGACAAUGUGGAGGAGAGCUGGGAGAAUUCACCGGCUAUAUCGAAUCCCCCAACUACCCCGGCAACUACCCGGCCAACAUCGAGUGCAUCUGGACCAUCACCCCUCCCCCCAAGCGCAGAAUCCUCGUCGUGGUACCUGAGAUCUACCUUCCCAUCGAAGACGAGUGUGGGGACUAUUUGGUCAUGCGGAAGAGCUCUCUGCCCAAUUCAGUGACGACUUAUGAGACAUGCCAGACGUACGAGCGACCCAUCGCCUUCACCUCCCGCUCAAAGAAACUCUGGAUCCAGUUCCACUCCAAUGAAGGAAACAGUGGAAAAGGCUUCCAAGUGCCUUAUGUGACGUAUGAUGAGGACUACCAGGAGCUCAUUGAAGACAUUGUUAGGGAUGGAAGAUUAUAUGCUUCUGAGAAUCAUCAAGAAAUUCUUAAGGACAAGAAGCUAAUGAAGGCCCUGUUUGAUGUCCUGGCCCAUCCACAAAACUUCUUCAACUACACUGCACAAGAGUCUAGAGAAAUGUUUCCCAAAUCAUUUAUCAAAUUCCUCCGUUCCAAAGUUUUGAGAUUUCUACGGCCCUGAAUACUCUUUUACUGAAUGAAUAUUUGGCGCUCCAGCCAUAUUUUAAAUGACUGCCCUGGAACAAAUAUUCCUGAAUGUUCUUGGCCGCCUGCAUAUUUGCAGAUUCAAGAUGAAUUCUUGGACCUGACGAGAUGAGAGCUCAUGAGAAACUUUCCUAAAUGCGUCAUUGGAACAUUUUUUCUCCUGAAGAAAAUGAACUGUUUUUUCCAGUGAAUGGAUUUGUUGCUGCCCUUCUUACAAUUACAAUGAGCCGGCACAUUUGAAGAAAAAGAUGCUUCCUGUUUCAUUCCUUUAUUGCCCAGAAAUGACUGUUACAGAAACAUGUUAAUUACAGUCAGAAUUAUAGUCAUAAAAACGAAGAGCAACUAGAUUGCUUGUUAUAUAUUAUAGGACAUUUCACAAAAUUUACCUUUUUUUUUUUUGGGAAAAUGUUUGACCAGCUUAUUUUGAAACUUCAGAGCACUACCAAGGGUGUAGUGAAAGUUAAAGCAGUUAAAGUAAUUUUUUUGUGAGUUUGAAUGUUGUACAUUAUGUAAAAAAAUUAGCAUCAGCUCUCAUGUUACUGUAUUGUAUUCUUUUUUUACAUUGUAGCCUUCUUCAUACAUCACAUAUAUGUAUUCUUAAUUUGUCUCCAAUACGAAACAUUAGGUGUACAUGAUACUUUCAGUAGACAUUAUGGUCAUUUGAUAUAUCGGUUAUCAAUUUUUCUCUUCAUUCACUUUGUUCACACUUCUAUCACCCAAACUGAUUUUUGGAUUAAGAGGCUCUUGAUGUAGGAUUGAUUACCCGUUGAUGACAUGCAGAGUAAAUUAAAUGUUUAUAUUUUUAUGGUUGUACAUCUAACAUGUAAAUAAAGAAAUACACUCAAAA
Molecule: messenger RNA, 4141 nt
Organism: Megalobrama amblycephala (Wuchang bream)
Lineage: Eukaryota; Metazoa; Chordata; Actinopteri; Cypriniformes; Xenocyprididae
Gene: scube2
Product: signal peptide, CUB domain, EGF-like 2
Exons: 23
Coding region: 227-3271 (1014 amino acids)
Biological process (GO): signal transduction
Cellular component (GO): cell surface
Molecular function (GO): calcium ion binding
Source: RefSeq, a predicted model, not a curated record